CAUGUGGUUUUGCACUCUGAUGUGAAUGCGAUGUGAGGUGAUGCCGCACCCCUUUUGGUCAAACAUUCGCCACCCGUCAACGUUUCUAAAUGUUCUACUUAAUUAGUCAACCCCUACCUACUGUACCUCAAAACAACCCUUUUGAUUCAGAGAAGGGAAGUGGUACAUUGGCAACCAGCACAAGGGAAAAUAAGCUUUUCUUACAAAAGUUCAACGAGCAAGGUUCUUUGUCCUGAAGACAGUUUCACUUUGUGUUGUAAGCAUGGCAGGCGUCUCUGAUCAUGUGGCGGAGUACCAGACUGCAAAAACUCAGAUAACUUCAGCCAAGAGGAAGGUGGACAUGUACCACACAACCUUGAAGAAGAUCCAUCGUUCAGGAGUUAAACUCGGAGAGAUAGCUGUCAUUGAGCAGACUAAGAGCUCAACCAUCUUCCGCAUCGCUGACAAUCUUAGCAAGCUGAUCGAACCAAAACCCUCUGCCUUCUGCUGCGGAGGAUGGGUCGAGAUGAGCACCCCUGAUGCAAAGGCUCGAUUGACGAUGAAAGAUGACAAAACCAACCAGAAUGGAUGGCCCAUCGGUGCCAUCCCUGCUGAGCAACUGUUAAAGUUUUGCUUCCCGGCCCCAUAUGGAGACCUUGACCGCCAGGAGACUGUUUUUAACCCUGAUGUUCGCCUGGCUCAUGAAUGCCUUGCAAGCAAAUUCAAUUUUGCUAAUUAUUUCGAAGGCAAGCGCCCUUACUACUACGACUCCAGCAUAGUACCACAGUUUCUUAAAGUAAUCGCUGAGAAAGUCAAGAGCACCUUUGCUAAUGGGAAGGUCGAUCUCUGCAACGCUACAAGAUGAAUGUGUACGGCAAAGGUGGAUUCUUCAGUGCCCAUGUUGACACACCAGUUGAUGCGGCUCUCAUGAUUGGAACAGUCGUUGUCUGCCUGCCCAGCAAGCACACUGGAGGAGUACUGAAGGUACAGCAUAAAGGGAUAAAAGAAGAGUUCAAAUUUGCUGACUUGUCUGGAGAUGGUGGGAAAAUUCAGUGGGCAGCAUUCUAUUCUGACUGUGUCCAUGAGAUCCUCCCAGUUCAAGAGGGCCAUCGGAUCACAGUCACCUACAACAUCCUUCAGGAGCUUUCGUUUGAUUACUCCUAUCCAGGAACAUGCAAAAGUGACAGCUUUAGUGAAGGGCAGGUGGUAACAGCGACUAAACCUGUGAUUCUGGACAAGAUCGUAGCCGACAUCUCCAAACUCUCCACUGAUAAACAAGUGUUCCUAUCUGGUGAUGGAAGCUUAGAGCGGUUUGGCAUCUUCUUGCGGCACAAGUACACAAUGUCAGCCCUGGCACUGGGUCACCUCAAGGGCUGUGAUCAGGUCCUCUAUACUGGCUUAAUUUCCAGAGGCCUGACGUGCCAACUUCAGACAGUACUUGUCAACGACCAAGGCCCCGAGCCUCCUCAUGCGUCCUGGAAGCAGAUGCGCUUCAUUAAAGAGUGGAGCAAGGAAACCGUAUUGAUUGAAAGGAGCAACAAGCAGGGCCGAAACUGCGGCAACAUCACCGAGCCUGGACAGACAGACCGCCUGUACCUGCAGUCUGUCAUCAUAAUCAAACUUCCAAUGAGUGCCCCAAAAACAAAAAACACAAAAAGUAGUGCUGAUAAAACUGACUUUCUAGCUCAAGGACAAGUGUUAGUGUUGACCCCUGUUUUGUUUUUAAAGUUCUAAUUUUUAAGACAGAAGAAAGUAGCUUUGCUCUGUUUUGCAUUAGAAUUGCCAAAAAACAGAAAUAACAUGUAGGUCACAAUGUAUUUGUUUGCUACAGUGUCAAGUUUGUUUGUAGCAAUCACCAGACGAGUUCA
Asterias rubens (European starfish) is the source of this 1847-nucleotide messenger RNA. RefSeq lists its product as uncharacterized. The transcript has 2 exons. Lineage: Eukaryota; Metazoa; Echinodermata; Asteroidea; Forcipulatida; Asteriidae. The coding region runs from base 841 to 1713 and encodes 290 amino acids. The record is from RefSeq and is a predicted model, not a curated record.